CGGAUGUCACCCCCCGCGCACACCUCGGCCGGGGGGCGGGGAGCGAACCACUGAGAUGCGGAGACCUCCCCGGUCCUAGAGCGGAGCAGGAAGUGUCCCGGGGGAGGGAGCGGAGGGCUCCGGCCUUUCCUUUCCUCCGCGUCCGGCGCGCUCCGGCGGCGGCCAGGCCUGCGGGCCCGAGGGGGACGCGCCCGGCGGCGCCGCCACCCGCCCGCGCUUCCCGCCCAGGUGCAGCCCCGGGACGAGCAGGAGCAGGAGCCGGAGCAGGAGCCGGAGCAGCAGGAGCAGGAGCAGGAGCAGCAGGAGCAGGAGCAGGAGCAGCAGGAGCAGGAGCAGCAGGAGGAGCAGGAGCAGCAGGAGCAGGAGGGGGAACGGGAGCGGCGCCGCCUGGUCCCGGCGCGCGCCGGACGAUGCUGCGGGGCGGGGGCCGCGGCCGUGCGCUCCCUGGGCCGGGGCCCCGACGGCAAGGACUCGGCGUGGGCUCCGGAGCCCGCACCUAGCGGCCUGCGGGCCACUGCCUCGAGGGUCCCUGCGGCAGGUCCGGCGCCCCCCGAGCCGGGCAGCGGCGCAGCGAGGCCGCGCCCUGAACCCGCGGCCCCUUCGGAAGUAGGCGGCCGAGCCCCGCCGGCCCCGUCAUGCCCACGGCCCUGUGCCCCCGGGUGCUGGCCCCGAAGGAGAGCGAGGAGCCCCAGAAGAUGCGGGGCCCGCCCGGGGAGAGCCCCCGGCCCGCCGAGGGGCUGCCCAGCCCCGAGUCCUCGCGCCGCCUCUUCCGCCGCUUCCGCUACCAGGAGGCGGCGGGCCCGCGCGAGGCGCUGCAGCGGCUGCGCGAGCUGUGCCGGGGCUGGCUGCGGCCCGACCGGCUGUCCAAGGAGCAGAUCCUCGAGUGCCUGGUGCUCGAGCAGUUCCUGGGCGUGCUGCCGCGCGAGGUGCAGGGCUGGGUGCGCGCGCAGGAGCCGGGCAGCGGCGACCAGGCGGUGGCGGCCGUGGAGGCCCUGGAGCGGGAGCCCGGGCGGCCCUGGCAGUGGCUCAAGCACUGCGAGGACCCGGUGGUGAUCGAUGACGGGGACGGCCCCCCAGACCAGGAGCAGGAGCAGUCGCUGGCCGAGCCCCAGGGCCACCCGGCCAAGGGCCAGGACGACACAGCCUCGGCCCUGGCGCUAGGCCCGGGGCUCCCCAGCAGGCUGCCCGGCCAGCCCAGCGGGGACCCAGCACCGCAGGCCAUGGCUCUGCCCGACCCCGCCGGCUCCAGGGACACACACCAGGAGGCCACCCUGCAGCUGCCCCCGGACAUCAUCUUCUGCUUCUCACAAGAGGACUGGUCGCUCCUGGACCCGGCGCAGACAGGCUUCUACGGAGAGUUCAUCAUAGGGGAAGACUGCGGCGUGGCGCUGGCCCAGGGUGACCCCACGGGACCCCCGCCCCCCGCCCAGGCUGAGGAGAACGAGCCCCGAGUCCCGGAGUGGCCGGAGGUGCAGGAGCAGGACCCGGCCCAGGUCUCCUACGCGGGCCUCCCGAGCGAGCAGCCGUUCCAGGAGGAGGAGAGAACGCGCGACGAGCUGCACGUGCCCGAGUUCCAGAGCGCCCCGCAGAGGGCCCCCCCGGAGAGCGCCUGCCUAGCCGGCGCCAGCGCCCCGUCCCCCCAGGACGACCCCGACGAGGAGGUGAGCAUUGAGAUCGUGCUGUCCAGCUCUGGGGACGAGGACUCGCAGCUGGGCCAGUACUGUGCGGCCGCCAAGGCGGGGGCCGAGGCCCAGCCCUCGCCCCACAAGUCCUACGUGUGCCCCACCUGCGGCAAGGCCUUCCGCUGGCGCGUCAACUUCAUCCGGCACCUGCGCAGCCGCCGGGAGCAGGAGCAGCCCUACGAGUGCUCCGAGUGCGGAGAGCUCUUCGGGGACAGCGAGGGGCUGGACGGCCACCUGGAGACUCACGAGGCCCGCAAGCCCUACCAGUGCGGCGCCUGCGGCCGGAGCUUCCGGCUCAGCUCGCACCUCAACGCACACCGGCGGACGCACCUGCAGGCCGCGGGCAAGGGGGCGCCGGGCCCGGCCCGCGGCAAGCUCAGGUUCUCCUGCUGCCAGUGCGGGAAGGCCUUCCAGCGCCCCGACCACCUGGAGCGCCACCGCAGCGCCCACGCCAAGGACCCGGCCCGGCCGCUGCAGUGCCGCUACUGCGUCAAGCGCUUCCUGCACAACUACAACCUGCUCCGGCACGAGCGCCUGCACAUGAGGCGCCGCUCCAAGCAGGCCCUCAACUCCUACUGAGCCCGCCGGCACCGCAGGGGGCGCCCGCUCCUCCUCAGCCCGGGCGGGGCGGGAGCACCGAGGUGGGACAUGCUGGCGCGGGCCCAGCCCUGCCCACUGGGCCAGACACCUGUGCCGUGCCCACGGCCAGGGGAGGAGUGACCAUGUUUCAGGCGCCGGCACAAGGCUGUCCCUCAGUCUCUCCUGUCAUUUCUGUGACAGCUCGUGGGCAGGUGGGAGGGGCAGUGGGGAACCAGGUUGCGGGUCCUUAGGGGGCCCUGCCCCCAUGGGUCCAUCUCCCUGUACACCAGCCUCAGCUGCCUCGGAGACCGGUACCCAUGCCCCCCCACGUCUGCCCAUGCCAGCAUCUCCCAGACGAGGUGCUGAGGCCCCGUUGAGGCUGGCACCUGCAUCCUGGCCACAUCCUGGGGGUCCAGCCGUGCCCGGGGCAGGUCUGCGCCAUCCGCCACCACUGCUGUCCUAAUCUGGCGCAGUCCUGCCGCUGGGGCCCCACAGCCGGUCAGUGGAUGUGUCCAUUCAGACUGCCAAGCCCCAAAGCGGCCAUGAAAUAAAACCAGCGGCCAAGCCCCAAAGGUA
Molecule: messenger RNA, 2837 nt
Organism: Sorex araneus (European shrew)
Lineage: Eukaryota; Metazoa; Chordata; Mammalia; Eulipotyphla; Soricidae
Gene: ZNF496
Product: zinc finger protein 496
Exons: 9
Coding region: 636-2261 (541 amino acids)
Biological process (GO): regulation of transcription by RNA polymerase II
Molecular function (GO): DNA-binding transcription factor activity, RNA polymerase II-specific; RNA polymerase II cis-regulatory region sequence-specific DNA binding
Source: RefSeq, a predicted model, not a curated record